AUGUCCGGUAGCGGUGUGGAGGUGGAACCGGGGAACGUUGCGAUGUCGAAUAAGGCGUGGAUACAGCGAUGGGUGGUGCACAACAUUGCCUUCCACCAGGCCAAACCGGACACGUACCUGGCUGAAGAGGAGGUCCGGAUGUUCGGCGGUCAACCAAGGACCGUGUUUCAGCCGCUGUGUGGGAAGAAAACCGACAUGAUCUGGAUGUGGGAGCGAGGCCAUACUGUGGUGGGUGUGGAGGUGGCGGAGCAGGCGGUGCGCGAGUUCUUCCAGGAAAACGGACUCGUGCCGGACAAAGAGCACGUGGAAAACGUCGGCACGCUGUAUACGACGAAGGACGGCCGACUAAGGUUGUACGCUGCUGACCUGUUCGACCUCUCAAUGGCCGUGUGUGGUCAGUUUGACGUGAUCUAUGAACGCCGCUCACUUGUGGCCAUCAACACUGCUGACUAUCGGAGGUAUCGGGACCUGCUGCUGAGCCUGAUGAAGCCAGACGAGGUGUACUACCUCUCAGUGCUCGAGUUUGACCCAGCAGUAUGGCCAGGCCCACCUCAUUCCAUCGGGGACAGCUUAGUUAGGGAUUUAUAUGGAGAACGGUGCAACAUUGACUUGGUGCUGGAAACCGACUGCGCAGGAAAAAACAUCAUUGACAUAGCAAAAAAGGCCGCCACAAGUCAAGAAGCAGGCUUGGUCGAUGCUAAACAUGAAGAUGAAAAGGAACCUGAACCGGAAACUAAACUGAAGCCCUCUUCUGAAGGUGCUGCCAUAAAGAGUUUCUCGUAUAUUUUUGAUCGCUGGUAA
Molecule: messenger RNA, 801 nt
Organism: Mya arenaria
Lineage: Eukaryota; Metazoa; Mollusca; Bivalvia; Myida; Myidae
Product: probable thiopurine S-methyltransferase
Exons: 8
Coding region: 1-801 (266 amino acids)
Molecular function (GO): thiopurine S-methyltransferase activity
Source: RefSeq, a predicted model, not a curated record